Bombina bombina (fire-bellied toad) is the source of this 861-nucleotide messenger RNA. Its product is annotated as protein FAM162A. The coding region runs from base 95 to 565 and encodes 156 amino acids. The transcript is spliced from 5 exons. Gene Ontology annotation, cellular component: mitochondrion. The record is from RefSeq and is a predicted model, not a curated record. Gene Ontology annotation, biological process: positive regulation of release of cytochrome c from mitochondria; cellular response to hypoxia; neuron apoptotic process. NCBI's taxonomy places the organism in Eukaryota, Metazoa, Chordata, Amphibia, Anura, Bombinatoridae.
CGCUCCCAGAGGCUUCUGAGCAGAGGGCGUGGUUUUGGUGUGACAUCACAGCGGUCCUGUUGACAUUGCUUUCUGCAUUAUACGCGAAGGAAGGAUGUGGGGAGCGGUGCUAAGGAGGAGCGGACUGCGCGCAUUGGUUGAGAAGUCAACAGUGCUGCAACAGAAACCCCUGCUGAAGACCCUGGGAUCAGAUCACACAGUGAACAGGAGAUGGCUGUGUGCAAAUCCAGAGAAUGCCAAGCCCAAGGAGAGUGGUGCAAGAUUAAAAGUCCCAGGACACAGACCCUCCAAUAUGGAGAGAAAAAUCCUACUAUGGGGAGGACGUUUCAAAAAAGAUGAAGAUAUUCCAGAGUUUGUCUCGUAUGAGAUGGUGGACAUGGCAAAAAAUAAAGUUCGUGUGAAGAUGUCGUACCUCAUGAUUGCACUGACUAUUAUGGGCUGCAUCGGAAUGGUUGUGUCUGGGAAGCGGGCUGCCCAUAGACAUGAAUCGCUGGCCAAUAUGAAUCUGGAGAAGAAGGCCCGUCUGAAGGAUGAUGCUAGCAAAGAACUGGUCAAACAAGAGUGAAUUAUUAACCCCCCUCUGUGUAGCAUUAGGAUUUAUACAUUAGACCCUCUUGCACUAGUAUGUAGAUACCUUUUUGUCAGUGUUAUCGCCGCACCCACCUAAGCUACUGAUGUGUAUUGGGGUCCAUGGAAACUUCAGCACUUGUGUUAAACACCUGCAUCCCCUAAUGAGGGGGUUAAUAUUUAUUGUGCCACCAAGUGGAAAGUGACUGUCGGACUAGUUACAAAAUGUAAAUCUCUUUUAAAGGGAUAGAUGUGAUUUUCUUAGAAAAGUUUGAAAUAAAAAAUCUCAUUUAA